CUGCGCUCUGCUCAGCUCGUGUUACAGUUGAGCCCGAGCUGCCUCACUCAUCGGAGCUCAGAGUCGUACGCGAUUUUUUUCUAAAAAACAUAUACCGGCAUGGAAUUGCUGGCAAGCGGAUUUCGAACCUGCGAGCGAGCUGGUGAGCAGCUCUAAUCCUCACGAGAUACUUUUGGUGUCCGAGCAGCGACAAACAAGGCGUACAGUAGAUUUACGCGCUGGCCACGCAUUAUGCCCGAGUUGGACUAGAGACUAUCCUGCUGGAGCGCAACACGCACGCGGAACGGCGCUGAGAGCCGGGAGGGAUAUUUACAAUAGAAACUCAAUUCAUUUGCAAAGAAGAAUAGCUGGGGGAGGAGGAGUGAAAGAUAACACUGGAAUGAAGUGGACCUCGGGAUUCCCAGCGUGCUGCGGAGUUGUGACUGAUGGAUGAAUGUGGUCAUCUGUAGGCUAUAUACAGCGACAGGUACAGGCACCGUCAGGGGAGCGUUGACAAAGACACGGCGCAGCGCUUCAUCGGCAUCCGCAUCGCCAGAUUGUGUCUCCAGAAACUGUGCAAUUGCUUAAAACUGCUCAGUCGCACAUCAGAUUGUAUCGCUGAGUUGUCUCUACUGAGUAAUUAGGUCGCGAGGGGCUGUUUUUGUCUCAGCUACAGGUCAACCAGGACACUCGGGGGCUGCUUUCCUCCCAGAUCCUAUCGAGAACCAGGGGCUUCUUCUCAGGUCCGGCGGACAGUUCAGUCAAGGACACGGGGGCCUGGAGCAGAUUUUAAGAAGUCGGACAGAAGGACAUGUAUCUGAUAUCGACCUCACAUGCUCCCGACUGAUCGUAGCUCACCUUCCCACCGAGCGAACCACAGAUAGAGGCUGCCAGGCGCACCGUCCGACGCUCUGAGUUAUCGGCUCACUGUCUCUACGUUUAUCAGAAUGGCGGGACUCGGCUGUUGGAAGUAUUAUCUCUGGAUCUUUAUUUUAAUGUGCAGGUCGGCGUUACCUUCAGCAAAAUCUCUGGAGACUAUAAUUUGGAGCUCACAGAAUUCCAAGUUUCUGGCUGGAAAGGGACUGGUGAUCUAUCCAGACAUCGGGGACAAGCUGGACAUCAUCUGUCCCAAAGCGGACCAAGGCAGAGACUAUGAGUACUACAAGCUGUAUCUGGUGAAGAGGGAGCAGGCAGAGAGCUGCAGCACAGUCCUUGAUCCUAACGUUCUGGUCAACUGUAACAAACCGGAGAAAGACAUCAAGUUCACCAUCAAAUUCCAGGAGUUCAGCCCCAACUACAUGGGCCUGGAGUUCAAGAGGAACGUAAACUACUACAUCACCUCAACCUCCAAUGGUACAGUCGAGGGCCUGGAGAACCGGGAGGGAGGCGUGUGCAAGAGCCGAGCCAUGAAAGUCAUCAUGAAAGUCGGGCAAGUCCCAAACGCAGCGAACCCUGCGGUGCCGGAGACUCCAGAAGACAACGCCAUACCGGAGUCCAGUCCCAGUCCGUCUGACCAGGGUCAUAUUGGACCCGAAAUGCCAGGAAACCCUGACCACAUGAAUCAGGACCAGUCUGGUUCCUCGGGCAACUCGGACAGCAUCCUCAGCUCCAAAGUGGCCUUGUUCUCCGCCAUUGGGGCUGGCUGCAUCAUCUUCCUCCUGCUCAUCCUCCUCCUUGUCAUCCUGCUCAUCAAGAUGCGCAAGCGUGCCAGGAAAAAUGCCCACUCACAGCCCCGCCCCUCGGCGCUGUCACUCAGCACGUUGUCCAAUCCCAAGCUGCCCGGGGGCACUGCUGGCACAGAGCCCAGCGACAUCAUCAUUCCGCUGCGGACAGAGAACAACUACUGCCCUCACUAUGAGAAGGUGAGCGGUGACUAUGGCCACCCCGUCUACAUUGUCCAGGAGAUGCCCCCGCAGAGCCCUGCCAACAUCUACUACAAAGUCUGACAAAGUCUCUGCACAGCCAGCGACACAGUCAGGAGAAAGAAAGAGAGGAGCGCUUGAUUUAUGUUCUUGGGAAGAACACUUUCCUUUGCAUUUUGGGGACUUGAUGCUUCUUCAAGCCCAUGUUAUUUCUACCACCUGCUGCACAAAUCUGGAGAGAUGCACACUGACCAGUAACCAGCGGGGAUCUGAGCUGACCGAUGAGAAACAUUUAUUCUGUUUGUUUGGGUUGUCUGACAACCUCCACCCCACAUACCUGUCCUCCUCCUCCUCUCACCUCCCACCUUCUACAUGUCCCUGCUGUUCUCUGAUAGGGGGCGGGGCUGAUGGGACUCUAGCUUCCUGGUUCGCUGCCCUCUUUAACAGGCAGGAUAUAACUUAUCUCAGUUCCCUGGAGUACAGUCUGUGCUACACCCAAUUAAACACACCAUCUUAACACACUAGCCAGGAACAGGCAGACACAGGCCCUGGAUGCCGCUCAGCCUGCAGUUUGUGUGCAAGCAUAAAACGAGUGUGUGUCUCUGCGUGCAUGUGUGCGUGUGUAUGUUAGUCAGGGCUCCGCGCUGGGACAGGAAACUCUCCAGAUAGCUCAGGUAUCAGACACAGUGUGUGAAAUAAUGUGUUCCUUUCCCUUCGCACCUCUGAUGUUUGCCUUACUUACUAUUUUUGAUGGAGGAUUUCCUCAAACCCUGAUUCAGUUCACAAAGCAGUUGUAUUUUGUUAGACUUUUCCUAAAAGUGCACAAUGUAUAGAAUUGAAUAGAUCAUUAUUACUUCAUUUACUCACCACCAAUGUCAUCCAUUGCACUCUUUUUUUCCUGGAAAGUACCUUGACCUGGACUAUUGAUAUCAAGGUGUGGUUGUGUGUGUGUCUGUGCACUCACGUGCGUUUGUGAGAAUACUCCCUACUCCAUUGGUCUGAUAUGAGCUUUACCAUUACUCUGGUAUUUAUGACCCACUUGUGUGUAUUUGAGAGUGUGUCCUCUGAGCGUGUGUGUCUGCAUGUGCACGUUUGGGCCUGUCCAGACCAGUCUUGUUUCUGGGCAGACGUAUUGGCUUAGGGCUAGAACACUAAGUUACUGUAUUGUCAGCUUCAAAAGCAAUACAGACAGACUGACAUGCUGACAGACAGAAAAGCCUGAGAUCUUACAAAACCCCUCCAGUGCUCCAGUUGGCACAAGCUGACGGUUUUAUGUGUCUGAUGAGCUUUCGGGGAGAUGGUUUUUAAGACAACAGGCAGGUUGAUAUUUGUUUGUUCUAGCUUCUGGUGCAACGAUAGAAGCAUCAAACAGUUAGUUUUGUGCCUGCUGCCUAGGCGAGGUGGGCGUAGGUUGGAUUGUCGGAACUGAUUGGUUGGCCUACAUAGGGUAGGAUGCCCUAUAUUAAAGUUGGAUCACGAGCUACGGCUGAACAUUGGGGUACAGUUUUGUCAGAUGCCAAUUGGCUGCCAUCUGUAGAUGAGUCAGUGGAGUGUGCAGUCAGUGGCAUCGCCAGCGUGUGACUAAUCUAUGUGCCAUCUUCGUGCCCACACUCACCAGCCGGGGAGGAGAGAGAGCGAGAGCAGUGGAUAAAGGAGAAAAUGUUCCUGUGACUUGGCUUUAACCUAAGAGGAAGAUGGCAGUGUGGAUGGGGAUGGCUGGGGGCGGGGGAUAGAUGGGUGAGGUGUGGGGUGCAGGUAGUUUAGCAUCAAUUUUUUUCAUCCUCUCACCAGUUUUGCUGUGAUUAAAAAUGCUGUGCAGAACAUUCCUCUGUCAAGGUGUUCAGCCAGCGAGGACACUGCAGCUCAGCUAUCACACAGCCCAGGGCAGCAGCACCGAGACAGGAUUUACUGCAGCUGGAUGUGUGCAUGUGUGCACACCGAUGCUAGCUUUUAGGGUGUUUGAAUGUGUGUGUGUGUGUGUGUGUGUGUGUGUGUGCACACAUAGAUGCUCCUAUAUGUGAGUACUUAUUUGUGCUUAUAGCUGCAGUUUUUUCCUCUGCGUGUGUGUGUAUGUUUAUGUGCAUGUGUACGUGUAUGUGUCUAUUUGUGAAUACUUCUGUGGUGUAGCAGCUGAAAGACCUGUUUUGGGACUGGAUCUAGGUGCUCCAAACAGUGUGGCUGCCAAGGUAUGGAACGCCGCAGUCCCAGUUAAUGAUGUGUGAGAGGAGAGGGGAGCAGAUAAGGACAGCUAUUCCUCAGCACGCAGACACGAGCUGACGUUUGAUGCACAUGUGCGCACACGCGCGCAGACACACCGAGACUGACGAGUCCAGGUUUAUCUCCAGUCAAACGGUCUGACUGCCGGUUUAUGUUUAUUCACCGGCAGAGACACCUAUCAUCCGCUGCCACAUACUAUUGCCAUCCACGGAUAUAUGCUGCUGAGUUAAAAGGCAGCCCAGCUUGAAGACUCGGGGAAGACUCCAGUAGCUUUUGUGUGUCGUUAACCUCAGAGUUAACAACCUAAACAGCUGCUUGUGCUUUUGCGGCUCUGUGUUUUAACUCAGCAUGCAGCCCUCGGUGGCCCUCUGUGAAACACAUCUAGAUCAAAUGUUUUUGUUUCGGAUCGGUGCGCAUCCAUUCACCUACACCAGCCAAGGGAGUCAUUACCAAAUAACCACAAACCAUAUCUCAUUUUUAUUCAUUCUUGUGACCACUUAAUGUUAUUCAGAUUUUUGAGGGGAGACAAAAAAAUUAAAUGAGAAAGAAGUGUAAAUAUAUGGAUAGAACCCAAUUUAAGAUGUAAUUUCACCUGAACACUGCUCAUAAGAAAAAUUUAAGAUUAGAUUUUUGUAAUGGAGGAUGUUUGUAAAUAGCUGUCUUUUUAAAGUGUGUUUUGUAUGAAUCCUUGCAUUUUUGUCUCUGUUUGCAAUAUGUUUUUUUUUUCUUUUCUUUUAGAGGUAAACUGAAUAUUGCAUUGGACACAGGAUUUGUCAUUUUUUGCAGUGUCCAGUAUUGUCAAAAAGUCUUUGUUACCACACGUGUUAGAAAAUGGGGUUCAGAGUUUGUACAUCGCCAUUCAACAGGAUUCUAGUUGUUCAGAAACUGUUCGGGACCGAAGCUUUGUCAUCACGCGGCUUUGAAAUGAAUAGGUCAUUGAAACUAUGAAUGAUAAGGCCCCUUCCCUGUUGGAGACAGCACUUAACUCUGCAUAUGAAGACUGUGUUACUCCACUGCCUUUGAGUUAUGUACACCUUCCACUCCAUUAUAAGAUGUAACAAAACAUUUUGGUCCAGAAAGAUUAAUCGUAUCUCAGUUUUAAUAAGUGUAUUGGGUCCGGCAGAGAGAGACGUAGAGAGAGGUGGGGAGAGAAAGAAGAAAAGAGGCUACAUAUGAGAGUGUGACCGUACUGCGCUCGCUAAUAAAUCAUCCGGUUUACACCACUCAUUAUCUCCCAGGCGGUCCUUUGUUUUAAAGUUGUUCUCUUCCCUCCUUUCCUAAUUUAGCACAAGGAUGUUGGUCGCUCAGCCUCACUAUAGGUUGAUUUCUGCUAUUGUUCAAAGCCACAGUAUUAUUUUUCAAUGUGCAUGUGUAAGCAAAACCUGUUGAAUUUGUUUCCCUUUGUUUGAAUCAUAACUGUCAAGUUUUGUUAUUUUAUUUUGUUUCAUUUUAUUUUAUUUUAUUUUAUUUUUUUUGCCAUUCACUUUUUUGCCGCUUCUCAGCGUAACCUAUUGGCACCAGCUACAAUGGAAAUAACGUUCCACCAGUUUGGAAACUACAGCAUAUUGAUAAAUAAAAUUUUUCCCAUGGAACUUGUUCUGAAGAAA
Scatophagus argus is the source of this 5665-nucleotide messenger RNA. It is a transcript of the gene efnb1, whose product is annotated as ephrin-B1. Gene Ontology annotation, molecular function: ephrin receptor binding. The coding region runs from base 927 to 1925 and encodes 332 amino acids. Gene Ontology annotation, cellular component: plasma membrane. Gene Ontology annotation, biological process: ephrin receptor signaling pathway; axon guidance. NCBI's taxonomy places the organism in Eukaryota, Metazoa, Chordata, Actinopteri, Scatophagidae. The record is from RefSeq and is a predicted model, not a curated record. The transcript is spliced from 5 exons.